AUGCCCGCGGGGCCCGCGUCGCGGCAUGGGCCAGGGGCAGCUGCCCUUCCCGCGGCGCUCUGCGCGAAGGCCCCUGGCUGGAAGGCGCGGCUCGCUCGCCUCAUCCCCGCCGCGGCGCGCGCCGCCAUGGCCCGCAGGCUCGCGCUGCUGGCGGCGGCCCUGCGGCCGCACCGCGCCUCCGUGGCCGCCGGCUCGCCCGUGCCCCGCGCGCUGGCGGAGACGGCGCCGGAGGUGCCGCAGGUGUCGGAGCUCUGGGCUGGCAGCACCUGCUCCGACCUGCACUACGAGUACGACGGCAUCUUCCCGCACGGCAACCGCAACGCUGCCUCCCACCUGUGGAGCUGGUUUCUCCUGGAGCGCGCCGAGCAGAUGACCUCUGAGAAGCUGGUGGACAUGUUCAGGUGCUUUUGCGCCGUCAGUGGCUCACCCACGCGGCCGAGCGAUUUCAACCGCUACAAGUUGACGCUGCCGAAAGCGGAUGGCUCGGGGACCCAUGCUGGCUUCAUGCACUAUUGUUGCUGGCCCUGCGUGUGCGACACGCAGGACUUCAUGAAGGUGGACACCAGAACCGUCAAGACUGCAGAUGGUGAGCGCACGUACCAUUUCACCGUUCUGGGGAAUCCUUGCGAGCAUCCAGAAGAGCUGAAGAAGCCCUUCCAGGAUGGCUUCAUGCAGGGCGACGUCACCCUGGCGAUGACGGCCCCCGAAAUUAGCUGCGACUCGGAUGGCGCCCUGCACAAGGCCCCGCUGAGCGACAACGGGUACGUCAUCAUCGGCAUGCUCUUCGACUUCCCGGACGGCGCCGACCCCGCCUGGGACUCCGACGAGCCCGUGCCCGGCCGCGUCACCACCAGGGGCGGAGUCAGGUACCAGGACGAGGCCGAGUACUCCUCCCUGUGCCGGGAGCGGGCAGCCAAUGGGUACGACUCCGGCAUGGGCGAGAUCUUCCGGCGGGUGGCCGGCAUCACGCCCGUCGCCGCCGUCGGCGGCGAGAUCCACCAGUGACGCGCCCCCGCCGGGGGCAAAGCGUUGAGUCGGGCAUGUCUCUCUACAGGAGAUUUCAAACAUUUUUCGAAAAGCUGGUCCUCCCCUCUGCGUUGGCCAGCGCCUGCGCGGGCCCGUGCCUGCACGACGACGUGGUCCGUCCCUGCCCGGGCAGAGAGGCCGGCGCGGCACGCGGGAAGCGCGCCCGAGCGGCCAAGUGGCCGAGCGGCCAGCGCGGCGCGCAGUUGGCGCUGCUGUCUCUGCCUGGGGCUGGUGCGGCGCAUGUACAGCACGGUCGUGCCAUGA
This is a messenger RNA of Prorocentrum cordatum, 1290 nucleotides long. Lineage: Eukaryota; Dinophyceae; Prorocentrales; Prorocentraceae. The record is from the annotation of a GenBank genome assembly.